Symbiodinium sp. CCMP2592 is the source of this 1305-nucleotide messenger RNA. The record is from the annotation of a GenBank genome assembly. Lineage: Eukaryota; Dinophyceae; Suessiales; Symbiodiniaceae.
AUGUUCGGGACCGUGCUGAUUGGCACGGUGAAGAGUUACUCUGCCGUCAAAGGCUUUGGGUUCCUCAUUCACCCUGACAUUCCGCAGGACAUAUGGUUUGCGAAGGAAACCGUGGCUGCGGAGCUCAGGACCUCCGACCUAGCAGGGACUGCCAUGGCUUUCGAGCUGAUGAGGGCCCCGGAUGGCAAGCCUCAGGCUCGCAAUCUGCGACCCGCCCCGGCCGGUGCCGGGAUGCCCCCACCCCCGGUGAACCCCAACCACCACCCUCAUGCAGCUCAUGCAAUGCCGGGCUUCCGGCCGGGAAUGCCUGGCCAUCCCGGCCUUGCCGGAUGUCCGGGCCUCGUCCGGCCUGGCUUCCCUGGCGCAGUCCGGCCUUUAGGAGCCAUGGGUGUUGGAGUUGGAGUUCCGCUUGGUGGCGGCCAGCCCAAACGACGGGCUUGGUCACCUCAUGCCGGUUCUCGAGCCAUAGCUACGGCCUCUUUGGAAGAGGGGCAGGACUCGUCGGAUGCGCCGAGCAAGAAGCGGCGCCUCAGUGUGCCUUCGACGCUCCAGGGCCUCUUCGAACGUGCCGAGGACCCGGAGGCCCACGCGGGCAGGAAGCGCCGGGUUCCACAUGUCGAAGGGAACUAUCCGACCCUAGUGUUUAUUCCCGUGACCAUCACGCGAGCAUGGCGACGGACUGGUGAACGCUGCAAGGCGCUGCUGUCGCGGCUAGCACCCCAGGCAGAGGUGCUCGGCACAGAUCCGGAGGUCGGCGCAGGAUGGCAUGUCAGCCUAGCCCCUUUGAUGAUGCUGCGGCGCCAGUCCAUCCAGCCUUUCGAGGAGAGGCUCCGCAAGCUGGCAGAGGGCCUCAGCAUACCGGACGGGGUGCAGGAGGACAUUUGGUUCAACGAGACCUUCGAGGUUUUCUCCUCGGCUGAGGGCGACAGAUAUUUUGCCGGUGUCUCUGCUGUCUCCACCUCCCAACGUUGGUUGCGGCCGCUAGCAGCUGCCGUGACCUCCGCGGCGCGCGAGCUGGGGGUCCCUGUGGCAUCUCACAGUGCGGACCUGCUCCAGCUGCACUGCUCCCUGGCCUGGACGACAAGCGAGCUGCGGCCAGCGCUGAGUGCAGCGGGUGCAGAGAUGCAGGAAAGUCCAUGGGGCCGAAGAUGGAUCUUACAUGACACAGCCGGGGCAGCCCUCAAGCUGCGAGUCAAGGGCAUCCUUGCCAGAAUCGGCGACCGAACUUCAAGUGCUGCCUUCACGCAGCUCAAAGGCGGUUCAAGCGAGGAUGAAGAGUCCCUGUCCGACCAUGACCAAACCUGA